AUUAACUAGAAUCGCAAUACGUCUAAAACCUGACGAUGUGAUAAUCCACUUGACGAUAAAAAUCAUAUAAUGGUCCAUUGUAUUAUAUUUCAAAUCACUAUAAAAUGCCUAAGGAACCAAAUUGAUCUCCACUUUACACGCAGGAUCAAAACAUGGUUCAUAAAGCACUAUUAGCCUGCUCACUUCUUGUAGCAACUGCAAACUGCAGCAACACCACCCUUGGUUGGGGGGACGAUUCUGAUAAUCCUAAUUUGACAAUUUGUCCAUACCCAUGGGAAAUCAAUGAGUGCUACGACAUGGAAAGCGAAAUAGUGCUUUAUGAGCCAGGGAAGUUUCUCAGGAGAGCUUUGCAUGAGGUCACCUUUCCACCAUAUGGCGGACUAUACCGAAGUCAAAUCCUCUGUAUACUUGCAACUGAUCUUUCUGGAGGAAAGAGUGUCGGCAGAAUCUCAGUAGCGCAAGGAGGUUUGUUCCAACCAUAUGUAAAACUAAAGUUUGUAUCCGCUAGAGGAAAAAGUAUGCACUACAGAGUCCGAGUAUACACGUCUCCAUGGUAACUGGCAUUUACGUCGUCAAGAGAAGUACCUGCAACACUCUUAACAUGAGUGUGCUUGGUUGAUCGCAUGACAUUUGUACCUACCCAACUAAAAGUAAUACUGGUGGAUACACUACCUAUACAGGGUGUUUCAGAACUAUGGGGUCAAACUUGUAGGGGUUAUUCAGUGUAACAGUAGAAAACAUUCGAGUAUAGGGACCCAUAUCCGGAAAAGUGUCACUACGGCACUACAGCCUUAAGACGCUUUAAAAUUUAGAAAGACGAUGAAUUGCCUAAAUAGGACUUAAUGCAUUUAAUUUUUGAAUGUUGUACAUCAUCACAACAAUUGUUCAAAAUGUCUUCCUCCAACCUGAAUACACCGUACCUGUGGGGACAAGUAAAGUCUUUGGUUUACGAAACUCCAGUAGAAACAGACCAAGACUUAAUUGGACCAAUUACAGUAGCGUUUGAAACGAGUAUCAAAUUUUCAGUCAAGUUCGCCGAAAUCAUGUGCGACGUUUAAAUGGACGUGUUCAGGUUUGAUGAUAUCAUGUACAAAAGGCAAAAAUUAAAUGCAUUAAAUCCUAUUUAGGCAACUCAUCGACUUUCUAAAUUUUAAAACGUCUUAGGGCCGUAGUGUCGUAGUGACACUUUUCCGGAUAUGGGUUCCUAUACUCGAAUGUUUUCUACUGUUACACAGAAUGACCCCUAGAAGUUUGAUUCCUUAGUUCUGAAGCAUCCUGUAGAUGAAACAAGACAUGUGUUAUGAGUACUAAAUAUAUGCGAACAAUCAAUCA
Molecule: messenger RNA, 1332 nt
Organism: Acanthoscelides obtectus
Lineage: Eukaryota; Metazoa; Arthropoda; Insecta; Coleoptera; Chrysomelidae
Source: the annotation of a GenBank genome assembly